GCUAAUGCGAUCUCAGAACACGGAGCAGAUAAAGAAGAAUUUAGCUUGUAAUCGAUAGCAUAUUGACAUCUUUAUAUGAGAACUUUGUAGAACUCAAACGACUGUUGCUUUUGCAUGAAAAAGAUGUCGGCCACGAGUUCCCCACUUUCACCGUGGAAUUUAUUGUGCGUCUAAAGUACAACAUAACCCAUAAGGAAGUCAACUGGUUAAUCUGGUCGAAAUUAAAAUGGCACUGAUACGGUUCUUAAUAUACCAAUGUAUAUUCUUGAGCUGCUGUUUAUUAUUGACAUGUCACGCUAAGGCGAUCCAGAAAGAACGCACUAGAAGAGCCGAAGACACUGAAAUUCGUGAAGACGAAUUUCCUUGGCCAAACUUUGAUUUUACUGGGGCUAGUUGGUCUUCCUACGAAAAAUGGACGGCUGAUUGGAAUGACCAAAUGGAACUGUAUGAAGAACCAGGUGAGAUUAUUCCGGGAUUCACUUUUACUGAUGCGUUGAACAUGUUGGGAAAAAUGUAUAACUCUCCGGACCUACGUCAUGUCAUGGAUGUCUUCUGCUCAGACGCCGGGCGCCAAGUCCAUAGAUUCCUCGGCAUGGAUGGAGAAAUGGUCCGUCUCGUCUGCCUAACCAUCAAAGAUGCUGUGAGCAAAGACAUGCCGAUCGAAGGAGUGGACUUGGUAUGCGAAAUGCUAGUGGGAGGACUAAGUAACGAUUACUCUAUCGACUAUGGACACUCAUCCUAUCAUGAGAGAAAGAAGAGGUCCCAUCCCGGAGAUAGAGUUAGUGGCGGUAUGCCGACAGUAGGGUAUGGCUCCUGGGGCGAUAUGGGAUACAGAUCUGACCAUGAAGACGCUUACUACAACGGGGAGAGUCAUUAUCCAGAUAUCGAGAACCCGAUAGCUGAAGCACUAGGAUUAAACUCAUCCAAUAUCAAUAUUACAUGUCACGAUGCCUGGAACGUUAUCACAGAAGAAACUCAACCCGCCACUUCUGUUUUUGACGAUAUUGUGGUUGAAUACUUCCAUUAUUUUGCCAACUGGGUCUGGAAUGGGUGCGUUGCACAUCAUAUGAAUGCCACCUGCCACGGCGACAUGUGCUACAGCGAAUUGCAUGGGUUCUUCAACCGCGGCCAUAAUUUAAGAGAAGCCGGUGAUGUAUCUCGUCAGGUUAUGUUGGCUAUGGAAUUCUUGACCCACAAAUUUGGACAUUUCGAUGAAUGGAUUGCAGACUCGGAAUGGAGUGCAGACUGGGAAUGGACUGCAGAUUGGGAUGUGGAGAUAAAUGCCGGAAAUACCGUAAGUCCUUCACCUUCGGUCACAUUUCCAGAUGGAAGUUGGAACGAUUUAGGCUUAUCUUCUAACUAUGACUACGGGACAGAAACAGAAAUUCAUCAUGGCAUUGGAUCAGUCGUUGUAAAUGUUUUCGCAUACCUUGCUGGAUUCAAUGCAACGGAUCAAUUAUGUGACCAUGUAGUGGGCUACCCGACCAUUGAGGGCAAUGACAAUGUAACUAACUUGAUUGAAGAGAUACUAGUACCACAGUUCUACCGUGUUUUAAAUGACUCAUUGUACUGCAGCGGUCUUCUACGACGAGCCAUUACCAAUAUGAACGAUACAUAUUCACAGGAGCUAUGUAAAAUUAUACAUGACUCGUUCGCCACUGAGCAAACACCUUCUCCCAUGAUGUCCGGCUUUAAUGGAAACUGGUCAUCUGAAGAAGGUGUGCCGGAAUUUGUCUGGGGUGGAACAUCUUUUUUUGACAGUCUACCGCACGUGCCUCUCGAAGUAUGGGUCCCACUGCUUGGUCAAAUGUACUAUUCGCAUAGCAUUUUUGAAGCUGUUCAAAACGCCUGCAAUUACUUUCCAACUUACAUGGUUGAAAAGCGUCUAGCGUCAAUGUGUAGAAGUAUCCAAGGAGACGAAUUUGACGCAUUUAUGAACACAUGCCAUUCAUUUGGCUUCGAAUGGUGGGAACCAGAAUUCCUUGACUACUUCUUUUCAGACUUCGAUCCUGGUGAAUGGUUGUUUGAAUCAGACUAUUGGGGACACUAUAAUCAUUGGGAACAUUAUGGCCCUUGGGGACAUCAUGGGCAUCAUAAUCAAAGCCAUAACUAUAGCUACAUGCAACAUGGAUCCCACUAUGACUAUUGGGGACAUAAUGGCUACUGGGGACACGAAAACCAUAGCUAUAGCUACAUGCCACAUGGAUCCCACUAUGACUCUUGGGGACAUCAUGGGCAUCAUAAUCAAAGCCAUAACUAUAGCUACAUGCAACAUGGAUCCCACUAUGACUAUUGGAGACAUAAUGGCUACUGGGGACACGAAAACCAUAGCUAUAGCUAUAUGCAACAUGGAUCCCACUAUGACUCUUGGGGACAUCAUGGCUACUGGGGACACCAAAACCAUACCUACAGCUACAUGGAAUAUGGAUCCCACUAUGAUCCUUGGGGACAUCAUGGCUACUGGGGACACCAAAACCAUACCUACAGCUACAUGCAAAAUGGAUCCUAUUACUGGGGAAGUACGUGGCAUGAUAGUUGGACUUAUGGUCCUUGGGAACCAUGGUACUACUAUGGUGAAGACAGAAAUGAGAUUGUUUUGCAUCAAAUUUAUAAUGACUUCGAGUAUGCGUUUCAAUCAGUGUCGCAUGUUUAUAACACGUAUGACUCUUCAGAUGUCUGUUACUAUUUUGAGGAUAUACUCCAAUGGGAUAACCAGGACAUAGGAUUUACGUUUAAAGACGUAUUGGAGAGGUUUUUUGAGAAUAUGAUGUACACUCGUGCUAGUGAUUGCGUGGAAUACAUGAACUUCAUAGAUUGCGAAGACUGUGAGGAGCCGACUCAUCAGCCGAGCCCGAGUGAAGCACAUUCUGAGGAUGGUGAAAUGCUCGACGUCCUGGAGUAUGUAAGGGUAGCUUUUACUUUCUUAAGCCGUUACGACGACUCUUACCAGUUCUGUUCCGUGGUAGUCAAUGCCACUGGAUACUAUUCUUCUUCAUAUUCUGACGCUGGCAACGGAAGUCUACGAGUUGACACAAUUGAGCGCAUGGUUAGGACAUUUUAUGACAUCCUUUAUGACGCUCGGAUUUGUGAGGAUUUCAUCGAAGCCUUCGAAGAAGCAGACUACCCGCUUUAUUUAGAGGAGUGGACUGGCAUCAGUGAUCCCGGAGCACUAUGCGAGAUGGUAGCCACAGCAAUGAACCCAACGCUGUCCCCGUUAGACUACAGCGAGGCCGUAUUUGCAGAUACAGAUUCAAUGAGUUCAUUUGGCCUCGAAUUUUUAUUUUUAAACUACCUGAAUUUUAAACAGAUUCUCGGCAUUUUCGGCGUAAUGAAGCGGGACGAGUUGGCUUCGGAAUCGAUGAACGCACUAUGCAGCUACCUUGUGCCAGGGUUUCAAUACAUGGACGAUAACAAGCUUCCAGCACUCUGUGAAGGUAUUAGAGAAGAUGAUAUGAUUGAGUUUCAUAACGCCUGCGUUGAACUUGUCGACGAAUUUAACGAAGGACGUCAGCACCAUUAUGACUACGACGGAUACCACGAACAUGACUACUAUCACUACGAGCAAGACAUUCCGGAUGAAAUACUACGGGACUUUGUGAAUGCCUUAUGGGUGAUUGAUGUUAAUUAUGAAAGUCCGUACGAUAUCUGCGGCUUCGUUUCUGAUACAAUGGAAUGGGAUUACACUGAAGCAGCAUCAGCGAUUACUAACGUUCUUCACCAAUUCUUCAUUAACGUCAUGUAUUCUCGCAAUAGUGACUGCUAUGAUCACAUUAUGGAUGAGGACUGCGUUGGCUGUGGAUAUAGCAUUCUAACAACACUAGGCCCACAAUUCGAAGAUGAGGGUGAGGGUGAUGGUGAGAUUGAUAAUGGUGAUGAUGCUGAGAUACCGGUACUAGACUACCUGAAGGAGGCGUUCGUCUUCCUUGGUAAUUUUAGGGAUAGUUAUAAAAUGUGCUCGGCUGUCAUUAAUGCUACUAGUUGGAAUUAUGACCUCUUGUGGCAUCAAUCUGGAGAAUUGCAAAACGAUUUGGCUGCCCGUUUCACAGACACGCUCUAUAACAUAUUCCACGAUGCGUCCCUUUGUGAGAGAUUCGUUGCUCACUUUGAUCUGCAAGGUCUUCGGCUUCCUGUCGAAGAGCUAACAGGCUAUGCUCCCAGUGAUGCGUGCCGGAGGUUAGCUGAAGCGAUGGAUGUGACGACGGCUAACGUGCAAUUUGACUACCCAGAAUUCCCAAGUGAGUUACCGAGCUCGUUCGAUUUGGACGAAAACAUCCUACAAGGCAGUGUGUUCCUACCUUACGUGACCUUUGACCAAUUCAUUGGAAUCAUUGGCGAAAUAAAGCGUCAAGACAACGGUCUGGGUGUUUACAACAUCAUCUGCAGUCACUUGGAGCCAGCUCUGAGGUUGCUAAAUGUCAAUGGUAUUGAUAUGAUAUGUGAUGCUAUCGAGGAUGGAGACUUACAAUCUACAGAAGACAAAUGCAUCCAAACCCUCGUCCCAUUAUACUACGGCGAAGAUUUUCCUGUCGGCUUACGGCCACUUGAUUUUGAUGAUCUGCUUGAAGAUCUCAUGACUGUUGUUGGUUACGACGAAGACCUGGACGUGUGCCCGAAUGUUGAUCACAUAAUAAAUGGCGACAAAUCACCAAAAGUAAUGAUUACCGAAGCCAUCGACGUAGCCUUGAGGAAUGUAUGGGGUGUAAUUAUUGGUGUGUGUCAAAGCUGGGAUGAAAUCAUCAACAUGAUAUCGCCCGAAUCAUCGUUCUUUGCCAGACCUCAUAGCUGGACCAACUACGAUUACGCUGUUGGCAAUGAGUUACAUGCUGUCAGUUUGAUAACUGAAGGCGAUAAUAUAAUUGGAAUCCUCACAGGAUUUGGUAAUAUAGCUGGUACAUGCGAUGCAAUCUUAGAAGCCGAGGAUCAAGGCAAUCUUGCUGUGCAUGAUCUGCAAGUCUUGCUGCGCGAAAGAGGGCUGGGUCUCAUAAGUAACGUCGAGAGAUGUAAACUGUUUGUCUCAUCUGCGUUUGAUAUUCUAACUGAUUUCUUCACUGACUCUUCUUCAUCUUCGUAUAUGCGAUAUUCGUGGAUGUCGUGGUACAAAGAAGAACAUAAUUUCGAACCAACUUUUGAAUACAUCACUGGUUUUGAAGACUAUUCAGGAUUCUGUGAAGCUCUUGUCACCGCAAUGACACAAGAACCAGUUGAAAUAUGCCGUGGACUUGUGGAUUGUACCGGUGUUUGCAACGGCGACGCUCAAUUUGACUGCGCCGGUAUAUGUAACGGACAGGCCGUUGUCGACUGUGCUGGAGAAUGUAACGGCGCCGCGACGACGAACCAAUGCGGCGAAUGCGUUGAAGGACGGACGCGUCGCUCGCAAAAUUUCGGCAUGGAUAAAUGCGGAAUGUGCAGGAAGAGAAUCGGAUAUAUAGAAAUGUGGGACUGUGCUGGAACAUGUAACGGUACGGCAUACCUUGAUCGAUGCGGCGACUGUGUUGGUGGCGAGUCUGGGGAAUCAAUAAGCAAAAACCGGCAUCGUCUUGACUGCAAUGAAGUCUGCGACGGAGAUUGGAUAGAAGACUCAUGCGGCUUAUGUGGACCGCCACCGAGGGCAGGUGUUACCUACCCUGGCGGAAGCAAAUACAUGGACUGCUCGCUAACAUGUAUUACGCCAGGCAUGAGUAUAGCUUUUGAGAACAAGUGUGGGGAAUGUGUAGGAGGACAAACCGGCCUCGAAGGCAACCAUGGUUUCAACGAGUGUGGUCAGUGUGUAAGCGCCUCGUACGCUGAUACCUCUUCUUGCGAAGGAUGCGACGGGGUAUUAAACAGUGGCAAAGAAUAUGAUACUUGCGGUGUUUGUGGAGGUGAUGGAACCGAUUGUGUUGGGAUCGGCAACGUCUUUCCCAAUUUCAUCCCUGCCAAUCAAGAUAUCUCGCUACAAGUUGAGGGUGCCGGAUUUACUACCGGAUCAGCAUUAUCCUGUAUCUUCACAAGUAGCGUCGGUCGAACUUUUAAUGGAGAGGUUACCGAACAUAGUUCAAUGACGUCACUAAAUUGCACGGCUAACCUAGAUGCUGGUAGUUACACUGUACAGAUUAGACGCGAUAGUGACACACCAACAGAUAUUUCUGCUAACCUUAAGGUAUAUGAGGAUGUAACAAUCGAAAGUAUCUCUCCAUUGUCUGUUGUUAUCGAUCCGGGAGCUGAUCAAGAAGUGUCUGUGGUUGCUACGGUACAAUCGGGCAACGAUCUAGCCGCCAUUCGAGCUGAGUCGAACGAAAAUUACGACGUAAAUCCGUCCAUUCUGCUAACUUGGGUAGACGGUACCCGUACUGUGCUUCCCGGAGUCUUCACGUCCGACACACAGAUAACAAUAACCAUACCAGUUCCGAACUACUCCAUGCGACUUGCUGCCGUAGCUUCCGUCAAUGGCGUCCAAGGACUAGCAACAGCUAGCGGCGAUCCAUUCACUCUCACAGCUUACUACCCAGCUCCGCAACUGGAACAAAUUCAGUUAACUUCGAAUGACGACUUACUGACCCUAAAAGAAGGGGCAUUGAGGAGCUUUCGGCAAGAAUUUUCAUUAGCAGCAAAUGGCUCAGCCACCAUCAGCGCACCCGUAUGGGCUCUCCGGCCUAAAGCAAUCCUUUCGGGCUCAGAGCGAAUCCCUAGCUGUGGAAAUAUUGACAUGGACGGGCGAAAAUCAACUGGAAGCGGGGCAAGGGCCUUACUGUUCCAGUGGUCAGUCUCUAGCAUCGGCAACACAACUAACAUAGAUGCCGAGUUAUCUAGAUUGAAUUCUGUAGACAGCGGCUCCCCUGAACUGUCUAUCAAUGGAAGUUUAAUCGAUGCCAAUACAGAUUACAUAUUUCAGCUUACCGUAACCAACUUUCUCGGCCAAUCAGAUUCAACGUAUCUUAGUGUUUACCGCUCGUCCAUCCUAGCACCUCAAGUUCAGGUGUUUGCUGAUGGGGCAGACAUCGAAGGCGUGAAGGUUUCUGAGAGUUUCCAUCUCUCGACUCUUGUGACGUAUUACUCGGCAUGCGUGCCACCAGGAGAAACGUCUUUCGAAUGGUCUACUAAUAAUACGGACGUAGCCAUGAACAUUAAGACAAUGUUUACUCGAUCGCUGCACGUUUCAUCCAAGUCACUACCAGGUGGCGAAGACAUCCAGUUCACAGUCAAAGUUUAUAGGUCCAGCGACCCGACAUCAUUCGUAUUGACAUCGAUCCUCGUCACUACUGUCAAAUCAGACUUGGUAGCCCGUAUCAAGGGUGGCGAUGAGUUCACUGUUGGACGUGCAAGUGGUAAUGUGCAGCUUGAUGGGUCUCUGUCCUUUGACCCGGAUGAAGAAGCUCGUGAUUGGGUUUAUGAGUGGCAAUGUUUACAGGUUGACGACAACAGUGCAUGCUGGUCUUUUGAUCCCGAUAAUAUUGGAAAUCUCGUCGUUGAUUCGUCAAACUCAGGUAGUCAAAUUCUCGAGUUUGACGCCUUAGCGUUAGAGGCCGAUAAAACAUACAAGUUUACUCUGAUUGUAAGCAAAGAAUUGAGAUCCGCUUCGGCCGUUGUCUCCAUUGCUGUUGUGAACGGUGAUCCACCAAAGGUGGAGGUACAACCAGUAAGUGACACGGGGAAGGUCAGCGACAAUGAAAACAUCUUCAUCUCUGCCUUUAUCAGCCACUCCGUAACGGCAGAGAUUACUGACGCUACCUGGAUAGCAACCGAUACUGACUCAGGCUAUGGAUUUGUAGACCUUGAGGAUAGCCGUAACCUAGCGCUCCCACCACAGUUAUUCAGGUUUCUACCUGGUUUCACCGUUUCCCUCUUGGGAAUCAGAAAAGGAGUUCUUGAGCGAGGCACUGAAUACUCGUUAUCUGCUACAGUUUUCCAAGAGGACGGCCAAGAAAGUUCUGCCAAAAUGUCGUUUGGCGUCCUCUCCGGCCCAACGUCUUGUGACUUCUCAAUUAACGAUUAUGAGGAGUUAACAGAGACCGAGAUCAGAACAGAGAAUUGUGUGACGUCAGAUAACGCGUACCCCUUAAGCUACCAGCUUUUUGUUGUAAAUAAAGAAGGAAACACAGAAGCAGUGACAGAGACGAGGUCAGAUCCAACGUUUAGUAUUCCGGGUAAAUCAAAGAUCGAAGGAAGCGAUACACGUGACUACGCAAUUAAGGUUUGUGAUACGAACUUUAUGUGCACGACGUACUUCGAUUCAGCUAUUGUUACCCAUAACGAAUUGAGCGCGGAGGAGGAAAAUGAGUUCAAACAUGAACAUGUUACAACGUUGAUAUAUUCAGGUGACUAUCUUGGCGCUUUAGUUAAUUUUAACGAGCUGCUAUUCUUCAAGGCUGCCGAUUCCCCAGAACGCCGUCGUCGCGAUAUCGUUGAGACGUCUUCAGACGAUGUAACGGAACAACUUCAGUUGAUAUCGCUAGAAAUUGACAACUCAGUCUUGACGACCAGUAGUGCUCUGACACUACUCGAUCAAGCCAACCUUGUUAGAAUUGCUGAUAUGUCCUUAUCUGACCGAAAUGAGUACAUAUCUUACAUUGCAACAAUCGUCCAAGUGUUCAUUGAUGACGGGACUGCUAUUCCUACCAGUACAUCGCAGUCAACACUUCAGAGGCUCACUGAAAUCCGAUCCAACCUCGACCCGACUUUCAAUGCGAACAUGUUAACGUCCAUCGGGUCCUUACAAGACACUUUGUUGAGUUCUCAGGCGGUGGAUCUUGUUCUCGGCGAAGAACCUCAGGUGAUGUCCACGUCUGACGUCACUACUAGUAUUGCUAAGGCUAUUCUGGGUGGUACCUUCACCACAUCUUCAUCUGCCACAGCCGCCACAGUGAAUUUCGGCAGCCAAUUGGAGAGCAUCUAUGGUGGUGCAUGGUCCUGCAACUCGGAAACUUGCUCCGGUGUUACAGUCAUCUUCCUUAAUUACGCCGAUGACGUAGAUUACCUCUCUACUACCGAUGACGACAAGAAUACGCGAGCAUCUAGCAUUAUCAACAUCAAGUUAGCUGACCCAAACAGCGGUGAGGAGAUUGAAAUUUCCGACCUGACUGAUCCAAUAACGAUGACGAUCCCACUGACGAAUGCACAAGCUGACGUCACAUAUGUGUGCCGAUAUUGGAACACCACUCAUGGUGUAUGGAGUGACGACUCAAUGGCAACUGGCUCAGUAUCAAGCACCGAUGUUCAAUGCCAGUCCUACCAUCUCACCAAUUUUGCUGUUUUCGCUGUUCCUAUUGAAGGAGAUAAUGACCUUACAUCAGGUACACCAGUAAUCGAAGUUGAGAAAGAAGAGGAAGGAUUGUUGAUGUAUCUACUUAUUUUCGGAGGGAUUGCUGUAUUGUUGUUGCUGGUAAUUGUUAUUCUUGUUAUCGUGCUCCACAAGAAACCUAAGAAGUCACUCGAAGAAGAAGAUGGAUCUCGUAAGACCAAAAAUCAUGCACCACAGCCUGCACCAGCACCACAGCAAGCAUCAGCUCCACCAGCAGCAGAAACAGCAGACCAACCACAACAACAGGCCCCUCAAAUUCACACUGUUCUCCAACCAAUCUAUAUUCAGCAACCAUACCCAUAUACAACUCAGCCAUUUAAUCAAACGCCCGUCAUUCCCGGUAAUCAACCAGCAGUAACCCUGGUUUCGCCAAAUGGUGAGCUCAAAUCCUCCACCCUACCCGAUUACACUGCGUCUUCUGCUGGACAAAAUCAAUCAGGUAAUUAUUCCAGCUAUGUACAGGCGUACACUGGUGGUAUGGCACCCGUAAUGGAAUCGUCUAUACCACUACCCCCAGCUUAUACGCCGCCGUCCGUGGGAACUAGCGGGUCCACUUCUACAAUCUCUGGCAGAAAAGUCACUAUUACUGAUCAUUGUUAACCUCUAGUAGUUAAUAUAAGAAAAACGCCGCCGUCCUCUGACAUCGGUACCACUCCUAAGAUCUCUGACAGAAAAGUAUCUAUCACCAAUGAUUGUUACCCUGUAGUUAAAUAUGUAUUAAUGUGAUAUUUUGUGUUUCAUGACGGAUACCACAUAAGCCUACAUUACGUACAAUGUUGAUUUAAGUUCCGUAACCACUUUAAAAGCGAGCAUCCAAUUAAUGGAACAUGUUGCCUCAGACCAUAAUAUAUUAUGCUUCAACUAAAUCUGUCUUCAAAUAGGCCUAUAUGUUGGAGCAGUAUUUAAUAAAACAUUGAAUUUGAGAACGUAAUAGGAAAAACAAUACAUGUAUUAAAAAUAAAUAAAUAAAUAAAUAAACAAAUAAAAAGGAAACAAGAUUAAGGAACGCUAGAGGAUGUUUAACAAAUGUUCUCUAAUUUUCUGGAACUAUUGCAUUGUCUGUUGGGGAAAGCCUUGUUCCGCUCAUAAAGUUAAUCACUUAAUUGUUUAUCGUUAUCUUUUAGCUAGUUUCGAAUUGAUUAAAUUUAACAUUCCUUUAUAGUUUUACUCAUCUAUUCAUAUGUAUAUAUAUAUGUAUGUAUGUGUAUAAUGUACGUGUGUAUAUAUAUGUGUAUAUAUUAUGUAUAUAUAUAUAUAUAUAUAUAUAUAUAUAUAUUAUUUUCGAUUGUAUCCUCAUAGACAAGUUAUUUUACCCUUAAUUUUAUUUGUUUUCAUUUCUCUUGAAUGUUCAAUGUUUUUGUUAUCUCUUUUAUUUUUAAGGGCUUUCCCGCUGCAAUCUUCUGAGCUUUUAAGGCAUUUUCCCAUUGUAUUUGUCAAAAAUGUUUAUAUUAAUUAUGAAAAUGGAAAUAAAUGUUGAAACGAGGCUCCGGAGGAAAAAUAUGUUUGAUAUACUGAUUUUUCUAAGACACAAAAUGCAUAUUUGAGAAUUAA
This is a messenger RNA of Anneissia japonica, 10828 nucleotides long. RefSeq lists its product as uncharacterized. Lineage: Eukaryota; Metazoa; Echinodermata; Crinoidea; Comatulida; Comatulidae. The record is from RefSeq and is a predicted model, not a curated record. The coding region runs from base 227 to 9877 and encodes 3216 amino acids. The transcript has 27 exons.